AUGCACUCGACGGAGAUGGGCAUCCGUUCCGGGCGGAGCACCGGCGCCAGCCGCCGGGCCGAUCACCUCCCGCGGCGGACCGUGGAGUCCGCACGGGCUCCCGGGGAUGCCCGCGCACGAUGCUCCAGACUUCGCUCGGUCGUUUCCGAAGCAAGCCGCGGAUGGCCCGUCCUCGAGUCCACCCCCUCUGCUCGAGUCCGACGGGUUCGUGUAGACGGGCGGCGCUGGGAUCGGACCGCCGGGCCGUAG
Messenger RNA from Puccinia triticina, 249 nucleotides. RefSeq lists its product as uncharacterized. The record is from RefSeq and is a predicted model, not a curated record. Lineage: Eukaryota; Fungi; Basidiomycota; Pucciniomycetes; Pucciniales; Pucciniaceae. The coding region runs from base 1 to 249 and encodes 82 amino acids. The transcript is spliced from 2 exons.